AUGUCUAGAUGGUUCCGCUCUCCUGUAAGAAGAAGGAUCAUGCAGAACCUCAGGAAGCAGAUAUCCGGGAAACCAGACGCCACCACCGAUCUAGCUUUACGAUCCCGCAUGGCCGGCCAUGCGGUGCAGGUGCUGCCCUCAGAUGUCUGA
Morchella sextelata is the source of this 150-nucleotide messenger RNA. RefSeq lists its product as uncharacterized. The transcript has a single exon. Bases 1 to 150 code for a protein of 49 amino acids. The record is from RefSeq and is a predicted model, not a curated record. Lineage: Eukaryota; Fungi; Ascomycota; Pezizomycetes; Pezizales; Morchellaceae.